Leishmania braziliensis MHOM/BR/75/M2904 is the source of this 2646-nucleotide messenger RNA. RefSeq lists its product as hypothetical. The transcript has a single exon. Bases 1 to 2646 code for a protein of 881 amino acids. The record is from RefSeq and is a predicted model, not a curated record. NCBI's taxonomy places the organism in Eukaryota, Euglenozoa, Kinetoplastea, Trypanosomatida, Trypanosomatidae.
AUGGAUGUGCUCCUCCACGUGGUGCAGACCACUUCGGCCUCACCGCUCUCCGCGCCUGUGGUCCUAUCGGCAAACGGUAGCCACACAAGUUUCACUGUGGAGAGUCUGCGGCUCUCACGUACAGAAGCGCGACUGGGCAGUAGCGUUUCUGCUCAGUGGCACGUCGCUCUCUGCUCCCCUGCGGAAGACGAGAGCAUCCACGGUUGCGACGGUGAUCCACACGCAUUUUUCUCAGCCGCCCUAUCGAGGUGUCCCCCAGCAGCACCAUUGUCACCCGUCCCCUCCAGCACCGUGCACGUCUCCGCCGUCUCCGUAGAUAUUACGGAUCUUCGUGGACGGCGGUCACCUGGUGGCCACGCCACCACCGCUACCGUAGACGUGUUGCGGGAAAAGCUGCAUUACUUAUGUGCAGCGUUCGUCAGGGCAGGCGUCGGCGGUGCGGACGCGCCACCGGUGGCCUACGCCGAAACGGCCUUUUUUUUCGGUAGCCGACUUGGCACGCGCAAAGACGCGCUCUACCUCACGGCGCUGCAUCGGCUCCUUGUGGAAGCACUGCUGAUCGUGAAAGAUCGCGCCUUGCCCCCACCAUCACUGCCACCGUUGGAUGUGGACGUCUCCCUCGUGGACUACGACGAAGUGUGGGGUGCAGGGGACGUGCUAGCAGCUGAGGUAGCCCAGCCCUCCGCGCAUGGCACACACGUGCAGCGGAGCCGGGUUACGUGGAUGCCACUGACGAAGUUACUGGAGUAUGUGCCUCGGCCUCAAAGUGCGAUGACUGGCACUUCCACCACCCUACCAUGGUCCACCUCUCUGACCGAGACGAACAGUAAGAGUCAGACGAGUGCCACUCAGUUGGCUCAGCUUGUGCGACAGCGGCUGCAGAGGUGGUUUGACCGCAUCGACAGCGCCACGUCGGAAUUUCCCUCAGCGCCAGUGUCCCCGUCACCGCCUGCCGCGGCGGAUCGGCUUCGCCAUUUAGAGGGGAACACUCUUCUCUUCACAUUGCGGCUGCGGCGCUGCACCAGCUCAUCGACGCCGGCCUUGCAAGCGCGCGUCAGCGCGGCGUACUUUACACUCGUACUGCUCCCCGAGUGUGGGGCCGCCCUGCUCCAUGGAGAAGCUGGCGCCGCUGUCGCUGCGAUGCGUAUGUCGUCGCGUCGGGCGGGUGCCGCACUCUGGCGCGAGUUCGAAGCGCUCUCAGCCUUCAUGCGAUCUCUGCCGCAGAGCAGUCAUUGUCGCAGUGAUGAUGAACAGAAGAGAAGCAGCUGCAAGAAACACGACCGCACCACUGCAGCAACUGUGCAAGCACAAAUGCAUGCCGCUGCCCUUCGGCGCAGUCGGUGGCUGACCACCAUCGCCCGCAUCCAUGAUCCUCUGACCCCGCUGACGAGAGCGUCAGUCACAGCUACAGGCGAGCACAGCUCUGACGAUCUUGUGGAUUAUUUUCUGAACAGUUCCACUGUACGCUCGUUUUCGUGGAUCGGGUGUAUCGCCGCUGCUGCUAGCCAUCAGCGCGCAACGCGCUCGACUCUCGCCUUUCUCUCUCGCCUCCAGCCACCGCAGAGGGCACGGCGCGACUGUCCAGCAUCCGUAAUGGAGCGCUCGCCUGAGAAAGCAACGGGCGCUCCAUUGGCCAGGCACCUUCACACACAUCACAAGAACGCCGCGGAUGACACCAACGAAAGAGAUGCGCCAAGAGCCCAAGCAGCAUCGAGCAGCUCAGCUACCUCCACGCCACCGCUCCCCUCUCCCAGACCGUCUGCAAAUGCGCCGCGACCGUACUUCUCUCCUUGCCCCCAUGGUGGCAGCGCAACGAGCAUCAACAGUUCCAAAAAGGCAAGGACGGCGGCUGCAUCUUACCUGCCGCUCAGCGACGAGCCCAACACUACUGUGGAUCCUGUCGCUGCUUCUUCGCGAGUCAGUCACGCUAGUCGCGGUUCAGAUAACAGCGAUGUUUCGUCCGAAGAUGCCUGUCAGGAGCGAGCACCGCCGCCAGCUCAAGUUGAGGCGCUGGUCACCUCCCUGCGUGUGUACGCGUCGGUGCUGGAGGAAGAGGUGCGGCGGCUGCGUCGCCGGCUCCAACGAUAUGAAGCAGCACCCUACGACAGCAGAGGCAGCACUGGCGAUCCGCCCGUCCGUUCGCCGCCCCAAGAGAUACAGGGAUACGACUCUUCUAAUACCUCGGUCGGUUUCUCCGCCCUCCACGCCACUUCUCCAGGUGUCUGCGACUCCCUUCCCCACUUGGUUCAAGUUGCCGUCGACGACCUUCGCACGGAUGCGCGGUUCCCGCUGGCGCUCCAUGUAAAGCUCAAUGCUCUGAUACAACGGCUAGCGAACUCAUACACAGCAGCCGUUCAGGUGCGGCGAAACGACGCUGCUGACUCACCUGCCGUGAUGCAGCAGCGAAAUGAAAAGAGAGAGGUCAGGGAUGCGUAUGUCGCGCAGCUCGAGGCCACAGUAGCCCUGUAUGAGCAAAAGCUGGCGCUCAUGGAUUACUACGUGGCACCAACGCUGAUGCAGUGCGUCGAUGAAUUGGAUCAGUGGCAGCAGCAGCAGCAGCAGCACCAUCGGCAACGCAUGCGCACCGCUCUCACAGGGGUAAGCCUAGGUCCCCCACAUCCAUAUCCCACACUGCUGCCGGAGUGA